Messenger RNA from Lepus europaeus (European hare), 4955 nucleotides. RefSeq names its product zinc finger X-linked protein ZXDB-like. The record is from RefSeq and is a predicted model, not a curated record. Gene Ontology annotation, biological process: regulation of transcription by RNA polymerase II. Gene Ontology annotation, cellular component: nucleus. Lineage: Eukaryota; Metazoa; Chordata; Mammalia; Lagomorpha; Leporidae. Bases 63 to 2510 code for a protein of 815 amino acids. Gene Ontology annotation, molecular function: transcription coregulator activity. The transcript has a single exon.
CAGGGGGCGUGGUCGCGCCGCCUCUGCCGCUCCGGUUCCAGCCCAGCCUCACGGAUUCAGAGAUGGAAAUCCCGAGGCCGCUCCCAGCUCACGGGACACCACAGGGCGGCAGCGGCUGUGGCGGUAGCUCCGCGGGCGGCGUCCGGGUCCACCGAAGUCCUGACCUGUCGGCUGGUCAGACCCCGGCGCGCCGCCUCCUGCUGCUCCGGGGCCCCCAAGAUGGCGGGCCCGGGCGGCGGCGCGAAGAGGCCCGCACUGCCUCACGGGGCCUGGGCCCGAGCUUGUUGGCGCCGAGGCCGGAUCCUGCCGGCGGCGGCGGCGGCGGCGGCUGCGGCGGCGGCGGCGGCGGCGGCGGCGACGACGACUUCUUCCUGGUGCUGCUCGACCCGGUGGGCGGCGACGUGGAGACCGUGGGCGCGGGUAAGGCCGCAGGGCCCGUGUGGAGGGAGGAGGCCGAGGCGGGGCCGGAGCCCCAACGGGGCGAGAGCGGCGCGAGCUCUGCGGCCCGGCCUGCGCUGGGCCCCCGCUGCCUGUCCGCGGCCCCCGUCCGGUCCCCGGCCCCGGCUCUAGGCUCGGGCCCCGCGGCGGCCUUCGCGGGUACCAUCACUAUCCACAACCAGGACCUGCUAUUGCGCUUUGAGAACGGCGUCCUCACUCUGGCCACGCCCCCGCUGCCAGCUUGGGAGCCAGGGGUCGGGCCUGCCCCGCAGCCUAGGGAUCAGAUCGUCCCUCAAGCUGGGCUGCCGCAUGCCACACAACCAGGCGACUGCCCAGAGCUGCCGCCUGACCUCCUCCUGGCGGAGCCGGCAGAACCCGCGCCAGCCCCUGCGCCCGAGGAGGAGGCAGAGGGCCAAGCUGCCGCUCAGAGCCCCCGCGGGUCACUGGGCCCAAGCCCAGGCGUGGUGCUAUACCUGUGCCCCGAGGCGCAGUGUGGGCAAACCUUCGCCAAGAAGCACCAGCUGAAGGUGCACCUGCUGACACACAGCAGCAGCCAGGGCCAACGGCCCUUCAAGUGCCCUUUGGGCGGCUGUGGCUGGACCUUCACCACCUCGUACAAGCUCAAAAGACACCUGCAGUCUCACGACAAACUGCGGCCCUUUGGCUGCCCUGCGGAAGGCUGUGGCAAGAGCUUCACCACCGUAUACAACCUCAAGGCACACAUGAAGGGCCAUGAGCAGGAGAACUCUUUCAAAUGCGAAGUGUGUGAGGAGAGCUUCCCCACGCAGGCCAAGCUCAGCGCCCAUCAGCGUAGCCACUUCGAGCCCGAGAGGCCCUACCAGUGUGCGUUUUCCGGCUGCAAGAAGACGUUCAUUACAGUGAGUGCCCUGUUUUCCCAUAACCGUGCCCAUUUCAGGGAACAGGAACUCUUUUCCUGCUCUUUUCCUGGCUGCAGCAAACAGUAUGACAAGGCUUGUAGGCUGAAAAUUCACCUGCGGAGCCACACGGGUGAGAGACCUUUCCUUUGUGACUUUGAUGGCUGUGGCUGGAACUUCACCAGCAUGUCUAAACUCUUAAGGCACAAAAGGAAGCAUGACGAUGACCGGAGGUUCACAUGCCCCGUGGAAGGCUGUGGGAAAUCUUUCACGAGAGCCGAGCAUCUGAAAGGCCACAGCAUAACCCACUUGGGCACAAAACCUUUCGUGUGUCCUGUAGAAGGCUGUUGUGCCAGGUUCUCCGCUCGAAGUAGUCUCUACAUUCACUCCAAGAAACACCUGCAAGAUGUGGACACUUGGAAAAGCCGUUGUCCGGUCUCCACCUGUAAUAAGCUCUUCACCUCCAAGCACAGCAUGAAGACCCACAUGGCCAAAAGGCACAACCUUGGCCAGGAUCUCUUAGCUCAGCUAGAAGCCACAGAUUCUCUUACGCCCAGCAAUGAACUUACCAGCCAGGGACAGAAUGAUCUCAGUGAUGCCGAGAUAGUGUCUCUCUUCUCUGAUGUGCCUGGCAAUAGUUCUGCUGCAGUGUUGGACACAGCAUUAGUGAACUCUGGGAUCUUGACCAUCGAUGUGGCUUCUGUAAGCUCAUCUCUGGCAGGGACCCUCCCUGCUGGUAGUAAUAAUUCCUUAGGGCAGGCUGUGGACCCCCGGGCCUUGAUGGCCACCAGUGACCUUCCUCAAAGUCUGGAUACCUCUCUCUUUUUUGGAACAACGGCAGCCAGUUUUCAGCAGAACCCCUUAGAUACGGAUGAUGUCUCAAGUGCAGCUGCCGGGCCCUUGGGAUCUCUGGGUUCUGUGGCUAUGAAAAGCUCCAGUCCCGAGCCCCAAGCUUUGACACCCAGCAGUAAGUUAACAGUGGACACAGAAGCUCUGACUCCUUCCAGCACCCUUUGUGAAAACAGUGUCUCAGAACUACUGACACCAACCAAAGCAGAUUGGAAUGUACAUCCUGACUCUGACUUCUUCAGACGGGAGGGACAAACCCAGUUUGGAUUCUCCAAUCCAACAGGAAACCAUGGUUCUCAGAAAGAAACAGAUCUUACCACAGUGACUGGCAGCUCAUUUCUGGUAUGAAACAACUGUAUUCAUUCCUCGCCGUGUGGCUUAAUUUUAGUACAUACACUCAGUUCUGAGGAUGUUCUGGAUUAAAUGUUUAAAUACUGUCAGGUUCUUUUGGAUUUGCAAUAGAACACAGCCCUGGACUACUAGUUUGGGGAUCUUUAGUCUGGAACUGACAAGCUCUGUGGUCCUGAGCAAACCACUUAACCUGUCUGAGCCUUAAUUUACUUAUUUAUUUAUCAUGUUGCUUGAAUAGACUGUAAGGCAUUUUCUAUUCUCUUUUCAUGAUUCUGUGCUUUUUCUGUAAAAAUGAUGUAUUGCAAUGAUCAUUUGUUUCAUGUGCUUCUGUUGUAAUGAAUAGGGCUCUCAGCCCUUUGAGCAUUAAAUGAUCAUAGAUUUAGAAACUGUUUUUUAAUUAACAUUUUUUAAUGUAAUAGAACUUAUACACAUUGCUAAAACGUAGUGUUGGAUCUCAAAAGAAAAAAAAAACUAUACUAAAUUUUUUUUUUACCAUUGCAGCCUUUAUAUUCCUGCCUGCCUCACACCCACAAACCCACCUUUUUUUUUCUGGUUCACAGAGUUUGUUGUGGAAAACUUCGUGUCUUUUACACCAUGCUGACCCAGUCUGAAAUAAUGGCUUUGUGGUUUGAAUAUGUGGCCUUACUAAUUUAUUUAGUCUCAUUAGGUAUUGGUUCAUAGGUAUAAGACAGUUGUGAUAAUGUAUACAUAUUGGUGUAUCUUAUACUCCUUUUUCUGUUUCAAAAGUUAGUAAUGAAGUAAAAAUAGAUACUUUCGAAUUUUUCAAUGAAUCUGCUUUAACUUUAUUUCACUACUCUAGUUCCCUCUUCAAUGGGCAAUAAAUUAUCAUAAUACAAUACCACUUUUAUGCAGGUACUAAAGGUUUAUGAGGGUCAAGAUGAAGAGAUGGGGAUUUAUUUCUUCCAUGGAUUAAAAAAAAGGAUUUUUCUUCUCACAUUUCUUAUGUGACAUUGUCUACAUGUUCGUUAGAUGCUAGUGUCUUUGUUGCCUAUUUAGAGCAAGCCUAUGAAAUGAAUUUAGAGUCUACUGUUCUAAUGAAAUCUGGGAAUGGAUCAAAAUGAUAUUUCUUCCCUGUGUCAUUUUUAAGUAUAAUUGAUGACCCAUGCCUGCAUUUUUGUAGAUACCAUCUAUCUUAUAUGAUUAUAACAUUUUACAGUUAUGUAUCACUUUUAAAACUUUUUGUUUGAUCCACACAGUCCAAUGAUUUGUUGUGGUAACAUAUAAACUACAACAUAUAUUAAAAUAUUCAUCUAACUUGUGGCCAUUAUUGCGGCCUAGGGGUUUAAGCCACUGCCUGCAACGCCAGUAUCCCAUAUGGGCACCCAUUUGAGUCCCAUCUGCUCUACUUCCAAUCCAGUUCCUGGCUAAUGUGCUUGGGAAAGCAGCAGAGGGUGGCUCAAUUGAUUGGGCACCUGCACCCAUAUGGGAGACUUGGAAGAAGUUCUUGGCUCCUGAGUUAUGCCUGGCCCAGCUUUGGCGAUUAUGACCAUUUGGAGAUCAAACUAACAGAUAGAUGAUCUCUGUAUCUUUCCCUUUCUCUAACUCUGCCUUUCAAAUAAGUAAAUAAAUAAAUCUUUAAAAAACUUAUCUAACUCCCAUUUCAAAUGGAUUUUGCAUAGUAACUUUUAAUUAUAUUUAUGUGGCUAUAAAUAAGUAAGAAAUAGUUUAUAACCUAUUCCUCUGUUUUUUUUUUCCUUAAUUGUUAUCUGUUACCUUAUGCUUGCUUUGUUCCCUCUCUAACCUAUUUCCUUGCCUUUACCUUCCUGUCCUCGGCAUGCAUCGCCUUUAUUUUUUAAUUAAACAAGUCUCCUUAAUGGUAACCAUCUUUCAUUCAUUCUCCUUGUGGCUAGUUUUCUUUUCUAUGAUUAAUUUUAUUUAUUUGAAAGAGUGACAGAGAGAGAGAGAGAGAUAGAGGAAGAGAUCUUUCAACCAAAGGUUUAUUCACCAAAUGGCUGCAAUAGCCAGGUCUGGGACAGGAGCUGGGAAUUUCAUCUGGAUCUCCCAUGUGGUUGGCUGGGUCCUAAGUAUUUAAGCCAUCUUCUGCUGCUUUCCCAGGCACAUUUGCAUGGAGCUGGAUCCAAAGUGUAGCAGCUGGGACUUCAAUGGGUACUCUGAUAUGGGAUGCUGCAUCGUAGGCAGCACCUUAACGUUGAACCACAAUAUAAGACCCAUGGCUACUUUAUUGGUCAUUUUAUUUACACUAAGUUUGCAUGUGAACUGAGAAGUUACUUAGUGGAUUCAAAUGGCUGUGUGUUUAGUUAUAAAUCAGAUGAUAAUGAGAGUGUUUUAGGUAAGUUUUUAGUGAGAGUACUACUUUUGUGAAAAUUUUCACCAUAUGGUUCUGCUAGCAAACAUUAUUAGUUGAUUUGAAACAUUUUCAACCAGUUCUAUUUACAUGUGGAUGCUUGAAGAUGACAAAUA